Messenger RNA from Pristis pectinata (smalltooth sawfish), 3563 nucleotides. RefSeq names its product receptor expression-enhancing protein 1-like. Gene Ontology annotation, biological process: endoplasmic reticulum tubular network organization. The coding region runs from base 754 to 1569 and encodes 271 amino acids. Gene Ontology annotation, cellular component: cytoplasmic microtubule; endoplasmic reticulum tubular network; endoplasmic reticulum membrane. The record is from RefSeq and is a predicted model, not a curated record. Gene Ontology annotation, molecular function: microtubule binding. NCBI's taxonomy places the organism in Eukaryota, Metazoa, Chordata, Chondrichthyes, Rhinopristiformes, Pristidae. The transcript is spliced from 8 exons.
GGGGGAGGCAGGUGACGGUGUGUUGCGAGUCGAGAGCUGGAGAGCGCCUGCGCGUUCCCUCAGCCGGGCGAAGCGGACCGGCGAGGGACAACUAGGAGGACUCCCUAGUCCUCCGAGCUGGAGACGGUGGACCAAGUGAAAGCAAUUAACGGGUGGGGGGCGGGAGAGCAGGUGCUUUUAAUCGAGCAAUGCAGACAAGCAGGGGUUGGUGAUCCCGUCGUCCCCACAAGGCAAUAACGUGGGAGAGGCGAGUAAAACUGGCGUUUUCCCCAGAAUAGUGGACUGGGUAGCGUUAACCCGCAGAGCAAGCGCCGGUCCCGGCAAAGCGGACCGAGUAGAGUCAACCCACUGAGAGCGAGUUGCUCGAGCGGGAAGGCGGACCGGCUGGAGGCGACUUUCCGCCCAGCAAAGCGGACCCUGAAGGGGCAACCACCUUCCCCCCUCCCCAGCCUCGCCGAGGUGAAGUGGACCGCGUUGGCAACUGACUGACUGGCAUCCACCACUCACGAAAAAGGGGGUUGGGUGGAAGCCAGCGGCACAGGGGCGCCGUCUUGCUUUCCACCCCACCAUCCACUGAAAGGGUACUGGGCAAAGCGGACCCAAUAGAAGCAGCUGUCCGAGGGGCUUCUUUAGCCCCACCCCGGCAGAGGCGGACCGCGGCGAAGCCGCCCGCCCAAGUGGAUGCGGACCGGGUAGGGAGAGGUCCCAGGACUCCGCGCGCCACCGGUUUGAAUCCCAACGGUCGGCGCAGCGAUGGUGUCGUGGCUCAUCUCCAGGCUGGUGGUGCUUGCAUUUGGUACUUUGUAUCCCGCAUACACAUCGUAUAAAGCUGUCAAGACAAAAAAUGUGAAGGAAUAUGUCCGAUGGAUGAUGUAUUGGAUUGUGUUUGCAAUCUUCACAACAGUAGAAACUUUCACAGACAUAUUUAUUUCUUGGUUUCCAUUCUAUUAUGAAAUAAAGGUUGCAUUUGUGGUCUGGCUAUUGUCCCCAUACACAAAGGGUGCCAGUAUGAUUUACAAGAAGUUUGUUCAUCCCACCCUUUCUUCAAAAGAGAAGGAAAUAGAUUGCUACAUCAUUCAAGCCAAAGAGCGUAGCUAUGAAACGGUGGUAAAUUUUGGCAGGAAAGGGCUAAACAUGGCUGCAACUGCUGCUGUCAGUGCUGCUGCAAAGAGUCAGGGAGCUCUUGCUGGCCGCCUGAGCAGUUUCAGUAUGCAGGAUUUGACAAACAUUCGGGUCGAUGAGCCGACACAUUACAGAGAUCCUCUUUAUCCUGAGGAAGAGCAAAUAGCAAGAGAUCCCAUCUCUGCAGCAAGAGGAGAGUAUUCCCAAAGACUUCCAGACACUGCACUAAACUAUCAAUAUGCAGAAAGUGACUCUCAGGAUGAGUGCAAGUCUGACGGGGAGGCAGAAAGCCGAAGGAGUUCAUUACGCCGUGAAACGCAGAGUUCCAGAUUAAUCAGACGAGGGCAAAUAGCAAGAAAGAGAGGACAGGGCAAAGGGGGUGCGAUAAAACUAGCAAAACCUGGGUCAAAGAAGAAGAUGGUGCAGUCUAAUUUUGACACUUUAUGAGCACCAGAAAGAGCAAUGUGACAUUCAUGAUGAGCACUGAGCUGCACAAACUUCAUGGGUAAAAAAUCACCACUGCUGUUUUUAAUCACUGGCAACUUUGAAAGAGCCUGAUCUUAUAGCGUGAUUUGUUUAUUGUCACAGUUGCCCCUCAAGGGUUAACUGCUUUGAAGACAGUGGCAAAGGCUAGACUGCAAAUUAAAGAUGCAACAUUGUCAUUAACCAGGAAGUGUUGGAGUACUAGUUUGUAAUUGAUAACAGUGAAUGAAUAGGCACUGUGCACAUGUGUGUAUCUAAAGAAAUUCCUGUAUCUCCCUCAAGAUGAGGGAACGUUUGCUAGGGCAUGAUUUGAGGUGGGUGAAAUUCUCAUUUUGUUACCUUCAUGACAUAAAUUUUGUUUGUGGAUUGCUCUUAAUUCGGCAGGCAAGCAAGAUACUAGAAUGGGCUUGUGCUGAUGCCAUCAACAAUGUUGAACACGGCAUUUUACAGUACUUGUGUUUUUAAAUUAACUGCAGCUGAGAAUCCCCCAAUUGACACUAUAACACAAGUAACUGUUACAUUUUCUCAGAUGUAAUCUCGAUGGCUCUCAGUGCCUAUGGGAUAAACUUGCUACCUUAGGUAAAACUUUUCUGGCGCAUAUGUAUUGGAAAUGUAAACAUUACAGUAUCAAAAUGAAAGGUCUGCUUUUCAGUUUCCAUGUUUGUACAAGAGGAAGUAAUGUGUGUUUGAGUUUAAAAAGUGUAAUGAUGUCAGCAGAGUCUCGAGUGCGGUACUAGGGGGAAAAACUGGUCUACUUCAAAAGAAAAUGAAAGGUGGGGGUUUGUUGGAGCAAUGAUCUGUGAAAAGAGCUGAACACGCAGUGUCCUUUUAUGCUAACAGUUCAUACAGUUCAUAAGUGCCCUGAGACCAUUUUUUUUGCUUCAGACUCCUGCCAAAGGAAAUCCUCGUGAUCCAUUACAGUUUAUUUCAGUAAUUGUUAGUGUCUGUUUGAAUGUCGAUACUUUAAGUCAUUCAGCUUGUCAGCAAUUUCCAUUUGCACUCAUGCUAUUUGUAAUCAAAGAAAAUCCCAUGAAACUAGAUAGAAAUGCCACAUCAGAGGCUCAAGCAGAUAAUCUGGCUCCAAUCUAAAUGCUGCUUAAAAACAGUGCAUGAUUCUUUAAAUAUCUGAAUCUCUCCUAAUAACUUUCUAACAUUUUUGCUGUCAGAUUGAUAUUGUUAAACAUCUUGGAUAAAAUGUCAAUGGUUUGAUACAGAAAUUCGUUUAGGUCUGAUCCAUGACAAAACCAUGAGCACUACUAGUAUUUGAUGUUUGAUUCCAAGCCAGGUAACUUGUAUCUAGAUAAUUUAAAGUGUCUGAAGCUUGGAUGUUUCCCCAAGAUAGCUGUCCUGAUUGCAGUCUAGUCUGUAAAUUAUAAAUGUACGAUAGUCUUAAUGCUCAAGUGAUGGACACAAACCACAUGAUAAAUCAUGAAGUCCUUUUUGGGUAUCGAGCAGGUAGAUAGCACUGCUAAAGUGUUGCCAUGUAGACUGAGAACAAUCCAUCAGACAGUCUGUUCAAUAUCGUGUGUGUUUUCAUUACAAGUUUCUGUGGUUCAAUGUAUUAAUCUGCAGAAGAGAUGAAAAGCGCAAUGGAUCUCGCAGUACAACGUCUGGCACGAAAUGUACUGGAUAACCAGUUUUGACGCUCAAUUGCUUUGAAUUGAUGAAACUUUGGAGAGAAGCAGGAUUCAUUUAAACUGUACAUUUUUAUGAAAUGCAGCAGAGUAGAUGGGAAGUUAAAUGUGAAGCUCCUCCUGAUCAAAAUACAUACUUGACAUUGCAGAGGAGUAAGAGUGUGUCACUUAGAAUCCUGCUACGUAUUCAUUCUUGAUAGCCUUGUCUCUCCUUUUCUGCUGUUAUGAUAUCCAUUGUUUCUCAAUCCUUUACAAAUGGGUCUUUUAAUUCGUAUUGUUUUCACAAUAAAACUUGUUGGCUAAUGGAUAUUUUAUGCCAUGUCU